Molecule: messenger RNA, 1238 nt
Organism: Setaria italica (foxtail millet)
Lineage: Eukaryota; Viridiplantae; Streptophyta; Magnoliopsida; Poales; Poaceae
Product: CBS domain-containing protein CBSX1, chloroplastic
Exons: 7
Coding region: 105-788 (227 amino acids)
Source: RefSeq, a predicted model, not a curated record
UAUCCUCCCAGUCAAUCACCAGGCUGCAGCCAUCCGCCGUCCAGCCCCACCCCCGCUCGGAUCGACCACCCAGUCGUUCCCUCGGCGCACCAGGCGGCGCCGCCAUGGACGCCACGCUGCUGCUCUCCGCCAACGCCGCCCUCGCCGCCCGGCGCCGCCCUUCUACGCCCGCGGGACGCCCGGGGCGGGUUGUGCCGGGGCGGGGCCCGGCGUCCUGCAGGCCCGUCCGCGCGCGCGCCGCAGCAGCGGCCGCGCCAGCCGCGGGAGGCGUCGACGGGCAAAGCAAUGGAGUUUACACGGUUGGUGACUUCAUGACGACAAGGGAAAAUCUCUACGUUGUCAAACCUACAACUUCAGUUGACGAAGCCCUUGAGAUGUUGGUGCAGCACAGGAUCUCUGGCUUCCCUGUGAUUGACGACAACUGGAAGCUGGUUGGGGUCGUAUCAGAUUAUGAUCUGUUAGCAUUGGACUCAAUGCCAGGAAAUGGACUGGCUGACACAAAUACAAACAUGUUCCCUGAGGUGGAUAGUACUUGGAAGACAUUCCGUGAGAUACAGAGACUAUUAAACAAAACUAAUGGCAAAGUCAUUGGUGAUGUAAUGACUUCUUCACCUCUUGCGGUGCGUGAAAAUACUAAUCUUGAUGCUGCCAUAAGGUUGCUACUUGAAACCAAAUACCGAAGAUUACCUGUAGUUGACAGCACAGGGAAACUAGUUGGGAUGAUAACAAGGGGAAAUGUCGUCGGAGCUGCUCUCAAAAUAAAGAAGAAAUCUGAAGAAGGCGCUUGAAUCGCACAGUGCCUUGGCAUUCAAUUCAUUGAGACAUUGAUUGGUGAACUUCAUUACAUAUACACUGAGUGCAGCUCCAAGUUCUACCUGGACACCAGCAGAUGGAUAUGGUGUUGUAUGCAGAUUAAUAUAAGUUGCAAAGGGCUCUGAUAUAGUUUCAUAUAAGGACUACUAUAAUUCAUUUGAGGUAAUCAUACUUGGUUCCCUCUCAAUAUUAGGUGGUGCUAGCGUAGUGGUGUAUAGGUUAAUUUAUAUAGUGAAAUUUAGAGCUUGUGAUAUGAUGGGAAUCUUUGGAUUGAGGUAACAGUAUUAAAAACUGUGUUAUGAUUCCAGCAUGUCCUUGAGAACUAUGUUUCAUCCGCAGCAGACCAGCUUAAAACAAACACUCUGGUUCACGGUGCUUAUUGUUUUACAGUUGGGCAUAAGAAGAUAGAUGAAAUGAUCACCUUA